Molecule: messenger RNA, 1212 nt
Organism: Puma concolor (puma)
Lineage: Eukaryota; Metazoa; Chordata; Mammalia; Carnivora; Felidae
Source: RefSeq, a predicted model, not a curated record
AUGAGCGGUUCAGAUGCGGGGCUGGAGGAGGAGCCAGAGCUCAGCAUCACCCUCACACUUCGGAUGCUAAUGCAUGGAAAGGAGGUUGGCAGCAUAAUUGGGAAGAAAGGAGAGACUGUAAAGCGAAUCCGGGAGCAGAGCAGUGCCCGGAUCACCAUCUCUGAGGGUUCCUGCCCCGAGCGCAUCACCACCAUCACUGGGUCCACAGCAGCCGUCUUCCAUGCAGUCUCCAUGAUCGCCUUCAAGCUGGAUGAGGACCUUUGUGCUGCUCCUGCAAAUGGUGGAAAUGUCUCCAGGCCUCCGGUGACCCUGCGCCUUGUCAUCCCUGCAAGCCAGUGUGGCUCACUGAUUGGGAAGGCUGGCACCAAGAUCAAGGAGAUUCGAGAGACCACGGGUGCCCAGGUGCAGGUGGCGGGAGACCUGCUCCCCAACUCUACAGAGCGUGCUGUCACUGUGUCUGGGGUACCUGAUGCCAUCAUCCUGUGUGUGCGCCAGAUCUGUGCUGUUAUCCUGGAGUCCCCACCCAAAGGAGCUACUAUCCCAUAUCAUCCAAGCCUCUCCUUAGGUACCGUCCUUCUCUCUGCCAACCAGGGCUUUUCUGUCCAGGGUCAGUAUGGGGCUGUGACCCCAGCUGAGGUCACCAAGCUCCAGCAGCUCUCGGGCCACGCAGUCCCCUUUGCCUCACCCAGCAUGGUGCCAGGACUGGAUCCUGGCACACAGACCAGCUCACAGGAGUUCUUGGUUCCCAACGAUCUGAUUGGCUGCGUGAUCGGGCGCCAGGGCAGCAAGAUCAGUGAGAUCCGGCAGAUGUCAGGGGCACAUAUCAAGAUCGGGAACCAAGCAGAGGGUGCUGGCGAGAGGCACGUGACCAUCACUGGUUCCCCUGUCUCCAUCGCCCUGGCCCAGUACCUCAUCACUGCCUGUCUAGAAACGGCCAAGUCUACCUCUGGGGGGACGCCCGGCUCGGCCCCCACAGACCUGCCUGCCCCCUUCUCGCCGCCCCUGACGGCCCUGCCCACAGCUCCCCCAGGCCUGCUGGGUACACCCUAUGCCAUCUCCCUCUCCAACUUCAUCGGCCUCAAGCCUGUGCCCUUCUUGGCUCUACCACCUGCCUCCCCAGGGCCGCCGCCGGGCUUGGCGGCCUACACUGCCAAGAUGGCAGCAGCCAAUGGGAGCAAGAAAGCUGAGCGGCAGAAAUUCUCCCCCUACUGA